Molecule: messenger RNA, 1125 nt
Organism: Anastrepha ludens (Mexican fruit fly)
Lineage: Eukaryota; Metazoa; Arthropoda; Insecta; Diptera; Tephritidae
Exons: 2
Coding region: 56-466 (136 amino acids)
Source: RefSeq, a predicted model, not a curated record
GCAGGAAGAUGAAGACUUUCUUUUGCUCCAAAGAAAUAGAGGACGUCCAGGUAGUAUGUAUGGUGCCGAUACUGUACUCACAAGAAAAGAAAAACGCAAAGAGCAACGAAUGGAAGAAGAAAGAAAGCGCGUUGAAAAGCAUUUAGUUCAUACUAAUUAUGCUCUUGAAGUCUCUGAUACCGAGGAUGCUGAAAAGGAUAUUUCAGCUGGCGAAGAAAAUGCAGCAAAAGAUAUGAAUGAAGACGAAGAUACAGACGGAAGUAACAUUAAUUUACUACCGAAAAAGGCAAAUCGAGGAAAAAUUAAUUUUAUUGAUGAUAGAAUGCUUGCGUGCAUGGACAAAUGUAACCUCUCAACAAGAGAUGCCAUGCAUUUGGUGAGUGCAACGGUUGCUGCCUUCAUAAAUACCAUGCAAAAUGUUAAUGGAACGCCGUCAAUAAAAAUGGAAGAUUUAAUUCUUAAUUGAACAACAUUACAUUCGAUGAGGAGAGAUUACCGUCGCAGACAAGCUCAAGAGAUUAUUAAUGGAUUCAAUGUAAUGGUUUUACUGAGUAUGUUUAUAAGAUUUUGGAUUCUUGACCUUUAUUUUUACUUGUUUGUAGAUUCCCGACGUUUUUGUCCUUCACUGGGAUGGCAAGCUGCUUGCAGAAAUCCGAGGCACAGAAAAGAAAGAUAGAUUGUCUCUCGUUGUCAUAGGAGAAAAUAUGGAAAAACUGCUGGGGAUACCAAAAAUUUAAAGUUCAACGGGAGAUGCAAUAGCUGCAGAAAUACAUAAUUUUUUGUGCAAGUGGAAGCUCGAUGAUUUAGUGGAAAUUGUAUCAUUUGAUACAACAGCUGCUAAUACGGGAGUUAAUAAUGGAGCAGCGUUCUUGCUUGAAAAAAGGUUGGGCCGAAAUCUACUUUUCUUUCCCUGUCGUCACCAUGUUAGUGAGUUGCUAGUCAAAGCAGUGUUCGAACUAAAUUUUGGCAAAUCAUCAGCACCGGAAGUUCCCUUAUUCAAUCGUUGCUCUAACAGCUGGAAAAACAUUAAUUCUAAGUCAUUCAAAAGUGGAAUAUCGGAAAAUGAAGUUCGGAAAGUCUUUACAAUAGCUGAAGUGGAAAUAUUUAAGAAUUUUUGUCUAACUG